UUUCAUCAGAGCCCAGCAGACAUCUUUGUAAAAUUCCAUCAAACACCUCGCUCUCAGUCGACAAUUUCCAUCAUGAAUCCCGACAAAUUCACCCACAAGACCAACGAAGCGAUCGCCGCCGCCCACGAGCUCGCACUAAGCAACGGCCACGUCCAGUUCACCCCUCUUCAUCUCGCGAUCGCCCUGAUCUCCGACGCCGGUGGCCUCCUCAGGCAAUCGAUCCUCAACGCCGCUGGCAAUCGAAAUGGUGACGCCUCCGCCGUCGAAUCCUUCGAGCGCGUCCUCAGAAGCUCCCUCCGCAAGAUUCCGUCGCAAUCUCCGCCCCCCGAUGAGAUUCCGGCGUCGACCUCGUUGGUCAAGGUCAUUCGUCGGGCUCAGUCGUCUCAGAAGUCACGGGGUGACACCCAUCUCGCUGUUGACCAGCUUAUUCUUGGACUUCUCGAGGAUUCUCAGAUUGGGGAUUGCCUCAAGGAGGCUGGUAUUAGCGUGUCAAGAGUUCGAUCCGAGGUCGAGAAGCUUCGCGGUAAAGAAGGGAAGAAGAUUGAGUCGGCCUCCGGCGACACGAAUUUCCAAGCAUUGAAAACUUACGGGAGAGAUCUCGUCGAACAAGCAGGAAAGCUCGACCCGGUCAUCGGCCGAGACGAGGAGAUUCGGCGAGUAAUCAGAAUCCUCUCUCGUCGAACGAAGAACAACCCUGUCCUCAUUGGCGAACCUGGUGUUGGUAAAACCGCAGUUGUUGAAGGCCUUGCACAAAGAAUCGUGCGAGGCGAUGUGCCCAGCAAUCUCGCUGACGUUCGUCUUAUUGCCCUCGACAUGGGAGCUCUCGUCGCGGGUGCGAAAUACCGAGGAGAGUUUGAAGAGAGGCUGAAAUCGGUGCUCAAAGAAGUCGAGGAUGCAGAGGGGAAAGUGAUUCUGUUCAUUGAUGAGAUACAUUUAGUUCUCGGAGCAGGGAGGACCGAAGGGUCGAUGGACGCUGCGAAUUUGUUUAAGCCGAUGCUUGCUAGAGGGCAAUUGAGGUGCAUCGGGGCGACCACGCUGGAGGAGUACAGGAAAUAUGUGGAGAAAGAUGCAGCUUUUGAGAGGAGAUUUCAGCAGGUUUAUGUUGCAGAGCCGAGUGUUGCGGACACGAUUAGUAUAUUGAGAGGGUUGAAGGAGAAGUAUGAAGGGCAUCAUGGUGUUAGGAUUCAGGAUCGGGCUCUUGUCGUUGCUGCUCAGCUCUCUAGCCGAUAUAUCACUGGGCGCCAUUUGCCCGACAAGGCAAUUGACUUGGUUGAUGAAGCUUGUGCAAACGUUAGAGUACAGCUUGAUAGCCAACCGGAAGAAAUUGAUAAUUUGGAGAGGAAAAGGAUUCAGUUAGAGGUCGAGUUGCACGCACUGGAGAAAGAAAAAGAUAAGUCAAGCAAAGCUCGGUUAGCGGAGGUUAAGAAAGAACUCGAUGACUUGAGGGAUAAGCUUCAGCCCCUAACAAUGAAGUAUCGGAAGGAAAAGGAAAGAAUUGAUGAAAUAAGGAAAUUGAAGCAGCGGCGUGAGGAUAUGAUGUUUAGUCUACAAGAAGCAGAGCGGAGAAUGGACUUGGCUCGUGUUGCAGAUCUUAAGUAUGGGGCUCUUCAGGAGAUUGAGUCGGCAAUUGCAAAGCUUGAAGGGGAGACUGGUGACAACUUAAUGUUAACCGAGACUGUUGGUCCUGAACAAAUAGCAGAAGUUGUUAGCAGAUGGACAGGAAUUCCAGUGACUAGGCUUGGCCAGAAUGAGAAAGAGAGGCUUAUUGGCCUCGCUGAGAGGCUACACAAGAGGGUAGUCGGUCAGGAUCAAGCAGUCGAUGCUGUGGCUGAGGCUGUUCUGAGGUCGAGAGCUGGUCUUGGAAGGCCCCAGCAACCGACUGGGUCAUUCUUGUUUCUGGGUCCCACUGGUGUUGGCAAAACUGAGCUCGCUAAAGCCCUAGCAGAGCAACUUUUUGAUGAUGAGAACCUCUUAGUUCGUAUAGAUAUGUCAGAGUACAUGGAGCAGCAUUCUGUUUCUAGGCUCAUUGGUGCUCCACCAGGGUAUGUUGGACAUGAAGAAGGUGGGCAAUUGACAGAAGCGGUGAGGAGAAGGCCUUACAGUGUUGUGCUAUUUGAUGAAGUGGAGAAGGCCCAUGUUGCUGUGUUCAAUACUCUACUCCAAGUUCUUGAUGAUGGAAGACUCACCGAUGGCCAAGGAAGGACUGUGGACUUCACUAACACUGUGAUUAUCAUGACUUCAAAUCUUGGAGCCGAGCAUCUUCUUGCGGGGAUGGUGGGCAAGUCCUCAAUGCAAAUUGCAAGAGAUCGAGUUAUGCAAGAGGUGAGACGGCAUUUUAGGCCUGAGCUACUCAACAGACUGGAUGAGGUAGUUAUCUUCGACCCUCUCUCGCACGAGCAACUGAGGAAAGUUGCCAGGCUUCAGAUGAAGGAUGUGGCCGUUCGCCUUGCAGAGAGGGGAGUCGCUUUGGCUGUGUCAGAUGCUGCUCUGGAUGUUGUACUAACCGAAUCUUAUGACCCAGUUUAUGGUGCAAGGCCAAUUAGGAGGUGGCUAGAGAAGAGGGUGGUGACCCAGCUCUCCAAGAUGCUGAUAAGGGAAGAGAUAGAUGAGAACUCCACUGUUUAUAUCGAUGCAAUGGUUGGAAAGAAAGAGUUGUCGUAUAGAGUGGAGAAGAAUGGAGGUCUGGUGAAUGCUGCCACUGGCCAGAAAUCAGAUAUUUUGAUUGAGAUCCCUGCUGGAGUGAGGAGCGAUGCUGCUCAAUCUGUGAAGAAGAUGAAGAUUGCCGCAGAUGAGGAUGAAGACGAGGUGAUGGACGAAGAGUAG
This is a messenger RNA of Asparagus officinalis (garden asparagus), 2823 nucleotides long. RefSeq names its product chaperone protein ClpB1-like. NCBI's taxonomy places the organism in Eukaryota, Viridiplantae, Streptophyta, Magnoliopsida, Asparagales, Asparagaceae. The record is from RefSeq and is a predicted model, not a curated record. Gene Ontology annotation, cellular component: cytoplasm. Gene Ontology annotation, biological process: cellular response to heat. Gene Ontology annotation, molecular function: ATP hydrolysis activity; ATP binding.